ACUGUUUUAUGAGCUGUUCAAAUAAGUCAAAUGAUCCAGGUUAUGUUCAGACACAAAUCGACAAACGGCAAGAAGAAAUUUGGGGAAGCAGUACCAUGCAGUGUGAAGACACCCAUGGCCCAAGCUGCCCCUAUGAGGAUCAGAGGCAGCAGCCACUGAAGUCCAGCAAUGGGAAAUCAUCACAGGGAGAAAAAUCCCAGCGUCAUUUAAGGGAGUCCUCAUCUGCUCUGAAGCAUCUUCCCAACUCAUUACUGGAUGAGCUCUUUGCAGAAGUUCUCAGAGAUCUGUUGGCUGAGGUCUUCAGAAGUGCCAUGAAGGAUUUUAUUGAGGACUACUUAACCAGGGCUGCCAUUUCUGACAGCAUAGAUGGAAUAGUAACCGAGGUGGUUCAGAUGGUCUUGUCUGCAUUUCUCAGGGAGGCUCUCCAAGAGCUGGAAUAUGAGGCUAUUCUCCAAGAGGUCAUUUCACAUGUCGUCGAGGAGGAUGCUAAAGCCUUGGCUCAAUCAGUCCUCUGUGACUACGAUGCCGAGAUGAUAAAGCUGCAGCAAAGCCAGAUCACAGCAUUUGCUAGCAAACAACUUAUUGACCUCUUUCUUCUGGAGCACUUGAUCGGAAUGACUAGUACGUAUCCCCCUGGAUUUUGGGGGAAGGAGCACUCCAGUGUGGUUUUACUCAGUUGGAUGUUUGAUAUUCUCAUCAGGCAGUUCUUUAGCAUUCAGGAGCAGCAGCAAACUACCUCUGAAAAUGUUCCACUGGGAGAUUUCCAUCAAAAAGCUUUUACCGAGGUGGCUUUAGAUGUUAUCUUGACAGAACUAAGUAAACUGGCAGAGGAAGACCUGGAAGAUCUGCUGGAAUAUGAAAGAGGCGUUCAGACAGGACUGAAGAGAAUGAACAGGCAGCACGGGAGUUAUGCGGGAUCAUUAACACGCUUAGAACCAGAGGAGCAACAUGGGUCUCAAAUGGCGUUGCAAGAGGGGCCGAGAAGGAGUUUGAAGGUAAGAAGACUGAUGUCUAGGGGACACGUGGGAGCUACCGAAGGAAAUGAAAGCGGUGACCUUUUCGGGUUCCCCCCGGCCCUGCAGUCACACUAGUGGUGUUGUAAACCAUUUCC
Molecule: messenger RNA, 1111 nt
Organism: Malaclemys terrapin pileata
Lineage: Eukaryota; Metazoa; Chordata; Testudines; Emydidae
Exons: 9
Coding region: 9-1091 (360 amino acids)
Source: RefSeq, a predicted model, not a curated record